Cannabis sativa is the source of this 1401-nucleotide messenger RNA. Its product is annotated as non-structural maintenance of chromosomes element 4 homolog A. Gene Ontology annotation, biological process: DNA repair. Lineage: Eukaryota; Viridiplantae; Streptophyta; Magnoliopsida; Rosales; Cannabaceae. Gene Ontology annotation, cellular component: nucleus; Smc5-Smc6 complex. The transcript has 7 exons. The record is from RefSeq and is a predicted model, not a curated record. Bases 145 to 1203 code for a protein of 352 amino acids.
AAAUAAUAAUAAAUAAAUAAAAAAGUUUAGGCGGGAAAAUGACUCUUCUUAUUCUUGUUCUUAUAUUAAUCAAACUCUUCUUCUUUCUUUCCAAUCACUUUCUUUCUCUGUUCAAAUUUUAAUCUCAUUCCUUUCCCAAAAAACAUGGAGAAACCACCACUCAAACGUCCCAAAAAGGAAUCUUUUCAUCACGAUCAUCAUCGUACUUCCGAACACACUCGACAAAUUUGUAACAACUAUCGCAGUGUCUGCAAGAGAAUCCAAGAAAAAAGAGAUGAGUUGACAAAACCACAGUCAAAGAAAUUCAAUGUGAUCAUUGAUGAGGUAGAAACUUUAUUCAAACAAGUUCAGAAGCCAAGGGAACAAGUGGCAGAUAGUGAAGCAUUGUUGGGUCUUGCUAAUACACUUGCAACAUCUGCUAAAUCACAUUCUGUUGGUGGUUUUACAUCAUCUGAUUUUGUUACUUAUUUGUUGAGAAAUUUUGGGAAAAACUCUUCUGAGAUUGAUUGGAAUGGUGUUGGUUUAUCUGUUUCCAACAUUUUCAUGAAGGCCCAUGGCUCUACAACCUUGGUUGGACCAAUGAGUACAGCUAUGGAGAAGUGUUUUUUAAAGGCAACAAUGAGGAACCCUAGAACCUAUACAAAAAGAUCUAGGCCAACAGAAACUUCUCAACCAGAGAAGUUUGAUGCUGGAACAGAAGAGAAAACCGAUACACACGACGAUAUCUCAACAAUGUUUAACAUCUUGAAGAAGAAGCCUGGAGUUGUGAAGGAGAGUUUGAUACUAAACCGAAAUUCAUUUCCACAAACAGUUGAGAAUUUGCUUGCUUUGUCAUUUCUAGUAAGAGAUGGCCGUGUUGGAAUAACUGUUGACAAAAAUAGUCGCCAACUCGUUUGGCCAAGGAACUCUCCCGAUGCAGAUUCAAUUGCGUCAAGAGAUGUUAGCUACCAUUCUUUUAUCUUCAGACUCGAUUACAAGGAUUGGGAGCUAAUGAAGGGCGUAGUGGCGGUUGGAGAGGAGCUGAUGCCACACCGGGGAGGUGUCCCAGUUGCCCGGGUGGCUUCACCGAUAAGAAACAUCUCGAGGAACAGGACGGUGGCGGUUGCAGAACAAAUUAGCCCAACUGUUGUGAAAGUAUGUUCUGAGAAAGAAUACAAUGCAGCAAUUCAGAAUCAACCAUUUGUAACUGUUGUGAAAGACUAGAUUAGGCUUUACAUAACAAACUUAAUUAUGAGAUAUUAUCUUAAUUAUGGUGCUUCCAUAUUGAGUUAUUUUUUAACUAUAACAAACUUGUUGUGUAUUGUCUAAUUUGGAUGAAUGAACACUAGUUUAUGUGAUAUUUUGUUCUCUUGUAUAUUUUCAUAGUUUGAGAGGCUUAAAUUCUUGAUAGCUUUUUGUGAA